Messenger RNA from Osmerus eperlanus (European smelt), 1887 nucleotides. It is a transcript of the gene ankra2, whose product is annotated as ankyrin repeat, family A (RFXANK-like), 2. Gene Ontology annotation, cellular component: nucleus. The record is from RefSeq and is a predicted model, not a curated record. Gene Ontology annotation, biological process: regulation of gene expression. The transcript has 9 exons. Bases 391 to 1362 code for a protein of 323 amino acids. Gene Ontology annotation, molecular function: protein binding. Lineage: Eukaryota; Metazoa; Chordata; Actinopteri; Osmeriformes; Osmeridae.
GUCUUGAGUAGUGGUCAUUGAAAAUGUAGUCACAAAAUAUUGGUUUAUUGGUGACAUUCAGUGGCUAACGUAGUCUAGCUAAGCUAAGCUAAGGCGUUAGCUCUAGCAAGCUAGCGGGAGAUGUUGCUGCUUGCAAUGUGUUAACGUUAGCUAUCUGUUUGAUAAUGUCUGCUUUGCAGUGUUCUGGUCUAACUACAAUACGUGUUAACUGACUGAUAUAAGAAAUUAAAUCUAGAUCUGUUUGCAUGCUAACAGAAGUGUAUGUCUUCUAACCUAGGCGUGCAUUGACAACACACAACUCAAGCUAAAGGAUAGUCAUCUGAUGAGUAAACGGAGUAACCAGGCCACAGACAGAACAGGACUGCUGAGUGCCCUCUCGUCUCAGAGGAAAUGGAGUGCGUGAUGCCUGAUAUUACCACCAUUAAGACCGAGCACCCUGGGGCUUCGGACACGGACGACACCGGCGGUGCCCAGAACGUCGCCAUGGGAAUCAAGUUCAUCCUCCCCAACCGCUUCGACAUGAACGUGUGCUCGCGUUUCGUCAAGUCGCUCAACGAGGAGGAUAGCAAAAACAUCCAAGACCAGGUUAACUCAGAUCUGGAAGUGGCUUCUGUUCUGUUUAAAGCUGAGUGCAACAUUCAGACCUCUCCUUCUCCAGGGAUUCAGGUGCGCCAUGUUUACACCCCCUCCACCACCAAGCACUUCUCCCCCAUCAAACAGUCCACCACGCUCACUAACAAGCACCGUGGUAACGAAGUCUCCUCCACUCCUCUGCUGGUGCACUCCUUGUCCAUCCACCAGCUGGCUGCCCAGGGAGAAAUGGUGUUCCUGGCAAGCAGGAUAGAACAAGAGACUGUGAUCAACCUGCAGGAUGAGGAGGGUUUCACUCCUCUGAUGUGGGCUGCAGCACAUGGUCAGAUUGCCGUGGUGGAGUUCCUGCUACAGAAUGGAGCUGACCCGAACCUUUUGGCCAAAGGCAGGGAGAGUGCCCUGUCUCUGGCCUGCAGUAAAGGAUACACUGACAUAGUCAAGAUGCUCAUCGACUGUGGGGUCGACGUCAAUGAGUACGACUGGAACGGAGGCGCCCCCAUCUUGUAUGCUGUCCACGGGAAUCAUGUACGCUGCGUGGAAAUCCUUCUAGAGAGCGGAGCCGAUCCCACCAUGGAGUCCGACUCGGGCUUCAACGCCAUGGACAUGGCCGUGGCCAUGGGCCAUCGGAAUGGUACGAGGACACCUUGUAGAUCUUCAUGUCCUUCACUCUGCUGCUCUUAUUUACAUGAUCAACUACAACCCCAUUUCCAAAAAGUUCAACAGGUAAUGGAGGCCCACUUACUGAAGCUGCUGAUGGGAAUAAGAGAGUAAGAGUGGCUUGUCCUCGAGCACAGGGAGAUACUGGUGUCUCCACAAGCCAUCACUGGUAUUCUGGAUGGAUGCCAACACAUUGGGGGUUCGGGCCCUGGACAAUCGUGUAAUGACUCAACAGCACUGCUGGCUUAUCUAACCUCAUGCUUGGAUGGUUUUGAUGAAGCUUGUCACAAUGUGAAUAUUUAUGAAUUUCUAAAACAAGGAUAAACACCCGAGACAUGUAGCUUAAGAUAUUUUCCGAAACCCUAUUGUCAAUUUUUGUUUCUUGAAAUGCCAACUUCGGGCUGAAUAUCAUCAUAAAAGAGCUGAUGGGAAUCAGUCCAAAGCUACACGUUUGUGAAAUUAGUUGACCGACAACGUUCUCAGACCAUGGAAAGUGCUGUGUGUGAAUUCAUUUUGUGUUUGCAUUAAAAACCUUUUUUUUUUUACUACAAUAUCUGAAGUGUAUUGUAUAAUUGUGGUGCUACUUAUUGUAAAUUAUAAUAGAUUUAUUUAAUAAAUAAAUGAAACCGUCUUCAACUU